Arabidopsis arenosa is the source of this 1829-nucleotide messenger RNA. Lineage: Eukaryota; Viridiplantae; Streptophyta; Magnoliopsida; Brassicales; Brassicaceae. The record is from the annotation of a GenBank genome assembly.
CAUUUCUGGUAAAUCCGAUUCUGAGAAACCCUAAUUUGAUCUCCAGAUCGCUAACAACGAUGGAGGAAGACAAGCAAAUGCACGAGGAGAAAUCAUCCCCGGUUAAGGGAGAAGAGCCUGAGAUUGAGAAAUUGACAGUGGCAGAUGCCGAUGCGCCACCGAAGAGUACCGGUGGUUGGGGUUGGGGUUUCUCUGGCUUCUCUGUACUUUCCGAUCUUCAAAAAGCUGCGGAAGAGAUUUCUCGUAAUGCUGCAGCGGUGGCGGAGAAAGCGGCGAAAAGUAUUGCAGAUAUGGGAGAAGUGGAUGAAGACUCUGAAUCUUCUGCUAAGGAAGAAGAGAAAACUGAAGAAGCUGAUACAGAGCAGGAUAGUGAUGAUGAGAAUGCAAAGUUAAAGAAGUCAGCUCUUGCGAGAUUGGAGGGGGCAAGUGAAGAGUCGCUUCUUAGCCAGGGUUUGAAGGUUUUCGAUGAUUCAGUUGAGAGUUUCACUUCUGGAGCUUGGCAGGCAUUUGGAAAUGCGUUAAAAGGGGGCACAAGUUUGGUGCAAAAGCUUGAAAACAGUGUCCAGCAAGGUUCUUCGCCUAGGGAAGCUGGAUCUGGUGCACCUUCCCUACUGGAGACUGGAAAAGCAUUAACUGCUAAAGGAAUGCAAGUACUUGAAUUUGUGGGCAAGGAAACCAUGGAUUUACUGAUUACAGAGACUGGUAUUGGAGCUGAGAAGGAUAGGGUAGACUUUAAGGAUCAAGUACUUGAGGAAGUUACAUUCGAUCGAUGUUUUUACAUUUAUGGUGGUCCUGAGCAGCUUGAGGAAUUGGAAGCAUUGGCAAGCCACUAUACUCUGUUGUUCAACAGGAGAAAGGGGAAAUUGUCACCAGAUCAAAAAUCGUUGUAUGACGGGAAGCUCAAACAAAUCCAGCAACUGUUUAGCUUCGCUGAUGAAAUGAGUGGAAGUAAAGCAGAGUCUGACAAAGGGAAGAAAAUUGAUAUCAAAACUGAAGGCAAUGAUGAUGACAUGAAGAAUCUGCAUAACUCGAGUGUCAGCAAAGCUGCUGAUAUGGCUGCUGGGUUCACAAAUGCUUUAGCGGGACUAAACGUAAACGAUAUGAUCCAGCGGACCGGUGGCAGGCUUGAAUCUCUUCACUCAGAAGGAGUUCAUAGACUUUCAGAGAUGUGCUGUUUUGCAGUCACUCAUCUGCUUAUUCUCGGUAAGUCCAUGAUAUCUCAUGCCAACAAAGUUCAGGAUGAAGACACCGAGGCAUUGAAAAUCGAGUGGCCAGAGGAUCCUACUGAGAAAGCUAAGCUGAUUAAAGGCAAGGCAGAAUCGAUGGCUGGAUAUGUUGAAGCAGUUUCCAACAGUUUUAUAACAGGUAUAUCAGAUGUAUCUGAUACAUACUCAGCAGCGAUUAAAGGAGUUGCUGCUGCUGAUUCCAAAGAUGAUCUUCUGAAAACAUCAACCAUGCAGGAAAAAGCAAGCACCUUCAACGAUAGUCUUCGCUCUGACCAAACCACAGCUAUCACAAAGAUCCAGGAAGGGCUUCAGUACCUGUCCUACGUCGUGAUAUCUACCUCAAUGCCCUCUGCCUGAUAUAAUAAGAGCCAGAUUGGUCUACUUUGUGGUUUACAUGACUCGGAUUUGAUUUAGUUUUCUUUGUAGUUGUAGAUAUAUCUCUUUCGCUAGAUGCUCUUAUGGUAAGUCUUUCCCACUUGUGCUCUGCUUCUCUGUUGUCUGGAUCUUGAAAGUUUUAUUAAAUCUAGAAACCAAAGAUUGAAAGCAGGGAAGAGAUUAGUAAUGUUAUCGAACUUUUGUUAGAAAUAUAUUGUUUUUACUUGG